CAGGCUUUAACUGCUUUAAUUGAGUUUAUUCUUCUUACCCACCAACCCACUUGGGAAGAUUGCCAACAACUCCUCCAGGCACUUCUAACCACAGAGGAAAGACAACGAGUCAUCUUGGAGGCCCAGAAAAACAUCCCCGGGCAGGAUGGGAGACCCACUCAGCUCCCAAAUGAAAUAAACGCAGGAUUUCCUCUGACCAGAACCAACUGGGACCCUGAAACCGUGGCAGGUAGGGAGUUUCUCUGUCUUUAUCGCCAGACUCUGUUAGCAGGUCUCAAAGGGGCCGGAAGGCGCCCAACCAAUUUGGCAAAGGUACGUGCUAUAACCCAAGGAAAAAAUAAAACCCCCGCAGGGUUUCUAGAACGCCUGAUAUAGGGAUAUCGGAUGUACACCCCUUUUGAUCCCACAGCCCAGGAGCGUCAGGUAGAUCUUAUUAUGGUUUUUAUAGGACAAUCAGCUCCUGAUAUUCGUGGUAAGCUCCAAUGGCUGGAGGGCCUUUAGGGGUACUCCUUACAAGAUUUAGUAAGAGAAGCUGAAAGAAUCUAUAAUAAGUGAGAAACUUCAGAAGAAAGAGAGGACAGAAUCAGAAAAGAGCAGGAAGCUAAAAAAGAUAAGAGAGAAAAAAAGAUAAAUAAAGAAUUAAGUCGAAUUUUGGCCACAGUAGUUCAGGGAACAGGACCAGGACUAGGUAGGAACGUGGGAGACAAGAGAAGGCCCCGAGUGGAUAAAGACCAGUGUGCCUAUUGCAAGGAGAGAGGACAUUGGGCUCGAGAAUGUCCGAAGAAGGGCUCUUCAGGGCCAGCAACAGCAAAGUUGGAGGGAGAUAAAGACAAGGGGGGACGGGGUUUGGAUCCCCUCCCCGAGCCCAGGGUAACUCUCAGAAUGGAGGGGACACCUGUGAUCUUCUACGUAGACACAGGUGCUCAACAUUCAGUGUUAACAGAGACCCUAGGGAAAUUGUCAAACAAAAGGUCUUGGGUACAGGGAGCAACUGGCAUGAAUCAAUAUUCAUGGACCACCAAAAGGAAAGUGGACUUAGGCAUGGGCCGGGUCCACUCCUUCCUAGUCAUGCCAGAUUGCCACUACCCACUCUUAGACUUGCUUACCAAAAUUGGAGCCAACAUCCAUUUUUCACCUAAUGGGUUUCAUUUAGUAGAUAAAGGAGGCCACCCCAUUCAGGUACUGACCUUGCAACUGGAAGACGAGUAUCAACUGCACCAAAAACUGGACCCACAGCCAAUGGAGGAGAUUUCUGUUUGGCUGCAGGAAUUUCCUCUGGCCUGGGCAGAGAAUGGAGGGAUGGGGCUGGCAGCCCACCGGCCACCCAUCUGGGUGGAGCUGAAACCAGGAGCCCUUCCAGCUUGGGUGAAGCAGUAUCCCAUGUCCCAUGAAGCCAGAUCAGGGACUACCCCACACAUCCGGAGGCUAAGAGAUCAGGGCAUCCUAGUACCCUGCAGGUCUGCAUGGAAUACACCUCUCCUCCCAGUAAAGAAGCCAAACUCAAAGGAUUACCGGCCAGUACAGGAUCUGAGAGAAGUAAAUAAGCGGGUCCUGGAUAGCCAUGCCACGGUGCCUAAUACCUAUACCCUUCUGAGCUCCUUGCCACCCUCCAGGAGCUGGUAUACUGUACUAGGUUUAAAAGACGCCUUCUUUAGCCUGCCCUUAGCCAAGAACAGUCAGCCAUUCUUUGCCUUCGAAUGGCAAGAUCCGGAGGUUGGUUUCAACAGACGGCUGACCUGGACUCGCCUGCCUCAGGGAUUCAAGAACUUGCCCACUCUCUUUGAUGAGGCACUUCAUGAAGAUCUGGGUGAGUACAGGCUGGAACAGCCCCAGCUCACCCUAUUGCAGUAUGUAGAUGACAUCCUGAUAGCUGCUGCUGAUGCUCUACUAUGUCAGCAAGUAACUAGGGAUUUGUUGGAGACUCUGGGCAGGCUAGGAUAUUGGGCAUGCACUAAGAAGGCACAAAUGUGUCAUCGAGAAGUGAUUUAUCUAGGGUACAUUCUAAAGGAAGGACAAAAAUGGCUCACAGAUGCUAGGAAAGAAAAGGUGCUGAAAAUUCCAGUCCCGAACAUCCGGAGAGCAGUGAGGGAGUUUCUGGAAUCAGCAGGGGUUUGCCGCCUCUGGAUCCUGGGGUUUGCUGAAUUGGCUAAGCCUCUCUAUGAGGCUACAAAAGAGAAUGAGACUUUCAUUUGGACAGGGGAAAGAGAAAGGGCCUUUAACGAAAUUAAGCAAGCCCUCCUGACAGCCCCAGCUUUGGGGCUUCCUGAUGUCACCAAGCCUUUCCACCUCUACAUAGAUGAAAAGAAAGGAAUAGCCAAAGGAGUCCUGACUCAAAUGUUAGGACCCUGGAAUAGACCGGUGGCAUACUUGUCUAAGAAUCUUGAUCCAGUAGCCACAGGAUGGCCACUGUGUCUGCAGAUUAUAGCUGCUACUGCCCUUCUAGUCAAGGAUGCGGAUAAAUUGACAUUAGGGCAAGAACUGCACAUCACCACUCCUCAUGCUGUUGAGGGAGUUCUUAAACAGCCACUGGAUCGCUGGUUGAGCAACGCCCGAAUAACCCAUUAUCAGAGCUUACUUCUUAAACCUCUGAGAAUUCGGUUCCUCCCAAGCACCGCCCUUAACCCAAUCACGCUGCUGCCCGACCUGUACUUGGAUGUUCCCCUGCAUGAUUGUGCAGUGAUCCUGAGCCAGAUACAUGAGCUCAGAAAUGACCUGACCGAUCAGCCACUCUCCGAUACAGAAGCUACUUGGUUCACUGAUGGUAGCAAUUUCAUGAAGGAUGGGCAGAGGUAUGCAGGGGCGGCAGUGGUAACUGAGACUGAGAGUUGGGCAGUGGCUUUGACAGUGGGAACCUUGGCUCAGAGGGCCAAACUGAUAGCUCUGACUGAGGCCCUUAGGAUUGGAAAGAACAGACGAUUAAAUGUGUACACAGACAGCCGAUAUGCCUUUGCUACAGCACAUGUGCAUGGAGCCAUCUACCAGGAAAGGGGGCUGCUCACAGUGGAGGGAAAAGCUAUUAAAAAUAAACAAGAAAUUCUUGACUUGUUGGCAGCUCUAUGGCUGCCUAAGAAGUCAGCUAUUAUCCACUGCCCUGGGCACCAGAAAGCUAAAACGCCCAUAGCUCGGAGAAAUCAGAGAGCAGACCGGGUUGCCAAAGAUGUAGCUCUGGAGGCCUUCCAGAUUUUGCCAAUCCAGCUGCCAGAUCCCGCCCCCCCAUCCUACCUGCAGCUUCACUAUUCCCAAGAGGAUAUAAAACUGAUACACAAACUUCCCAUGACCCAAAAGAUCGAGGCUUGGUGGCAUACAGGCGACUGUAGAAUUAUUCUGCCAAAUGACUUGGCCAAAGACCUCCUCACACACAUCCACCAAACCACUCACCUGGGUACAAGGAAAACAGCUGAACUCUUAAGAAAUGCUCACUUAAAAGUCUUGAAUCUCCGCCCACUGGUUAAUGCAGUUGCCUCUGCAUGCCUUAGUUGUAAGCUGACCAAUGCUGAAAACCAUCCUAAGGUAGGGGCUCAAAUGAGGGGCUCUAGACCAGAGGCCCACUGGGAGAUGGACUUUACAGAAUUUAAGCCAGGCAAAUAUCUACUAGUUCUGGUAGACACCUUUUCAGGAUGGACUGAAGCCUUCCCCACCAAGCAUGAGACCACUCAGGUGGUAGCCAAGACUGCUGGAAGGCAUCUUACCCAGGUAUGGCAUCCCAGCCCUUCUGAGCUCCAACAACAGGACUGCCUUUGCUUCACAGGGUCGGUGGCCCAGGUGCAUGGGGACAUAUGGCCCUGGCUGAAAGCCAUCUAUGAGGCCACUCCCCGACCUGUCCCCACAACUACCAGCCUGGCGAUCGAGUCUACAUCUGUAGACAUUGCCGAGAGACCCUGGAACCCCACCUCCUGGAUCCACCACUCUCAUGCUAAGACAGCAGACCCUGAGUUGACUGAGUCUCCAGGAGAGGAUAAGUGGACUGCCUCACCUGACCCGCAUAAUCCCCUUAAGCUAAGACUCCGGGUGGGCCCCUAA
Molecule: messenger RNA, 4020 nt
Organism: Nannospalax galili (Upper Galilee mountains blind mole rat)
Lineage: Eukaryota; Metazoa; Chordata; Mammalia; Rodentia; Spalacidae
Biological process (GO): virion assembly; DNA integration; proteolysis
Molecular function (GO): aspartic-type endopeptidase activity; nucleic acid binding; zinc ion binding
Source: RefSeq, a predicted model, not a curated record